Messenger RNA from Aspergillus oryzae RIB40, 939 nucleotides. RefSeq lists its product as uncharacterized. The coding region runs from base 1 to 939 and encodes 312 amino acids. Gene Ontology annotation, cellular component: mitochondrion. The transcript has 2 exons. Lineage: Eukaryota; Fungi; Ascomycota; Eurotiomycetes; Eurotiales; Aspergillaceae. The record is from RefSeq and is a predicted model, not a curated record.
AUGCCGGGAAAUGCGAUCUCUCCCGAUGGAGCUCUCUCCAUGCAGGCUGUCAAUGAGCGGCCAACAUCUACCUGGAAUACCCGCCGAUUAGGUUCGCGACUGGGUGUAGAUAUCGCCAGCGCUGCCACAGCAGGAGCUUUGACAUGCCCCGUCAUUACUGUUAUCGAUCGCGCGAUCAUCGAGAAAGCGUCUAAAGGCAUUCCCAUUCGACAGACGAUCACAUCAUGUUUCGGGUCCAUGAUUCGUCAUCCAGCGGGCUUCUUCCUCAGUACACCGUUUCUCCUUAUAUAUACACUCUAUACAUCGACAUAUUUAACCGCCAAUGCGAUUGACACAAUCUCGUCGACUAUGCGCAAUCAACCGUUUUCCUCCGUAUUUGCCGGCACGGCCAAGUUCCUCGCCACGACAACGGUGAAUAUGGGAAUCUGCGUAUACAAGGAUGCCAGGUUCGCGCGGAUAUUUGGCGCACAGUCCAAGCCUACACCAUCUUCCUCAUCGACACCUGCGCGCACGUCUCCCCCGGCCUCCUGUCACCCAUCCGGCGCAGCCACAGUCCCCAAGGUCUCAUAUGCCCUCUUCUGUCUCCGUGAUAGCAUUACCAUCUUCGCUUCCUUCAACGUCCCCACGUUAAUAGCGCCGUCAAUCCCUGAUUAUAUUGCAUCCACACCCGGGAUGAAGGCAGCGAUAGCUCAAUUCUCCUGUCCGGCCCUCAUGCAAUUCGCCAGCACACCGAUGCACUUGCUGGGUCUGGAUCUGUAUAACCGGCAACCGCCGGGAGGGCUGGGAUGGCGCGAGCGGGUAUCGCGUAUUCGUCGCGAUUAUGUCCCCAGUUGUUUUGCUCGGAUGGGGAAGAUCGUGCCCGCAUACGGUGUAGGAGGUGUGGCUAAUGUGCGGCUAAGAUCUGCUAUGAUGGAGUACCUAGAACGGACGGAGAAGUGA